AUGAGGACGAGUCCCGACGCUGAGGAGCGGUCCGUCCGCUGCACGGCAUCCGGCUGCAGCUGUGUGUGUUUCAAACCAGGAAGUGUCCAACUCAGGUCAUGUGACCGCUGUGGACACGGCUGGGUCCCACACGCCCUGGCGAAGCUCCAGUUCCAGGCCCAGCCUCCCUCCAGCUGCGGCCCAGUGGAGGUGGCCCUCCCUGGGCUGGUGUUCGACCUGAGCUCCCUGGUCCUCUACGGAGCUCAGGCCGUUCCUGUUCGUCUAAAGAUCCUGCUGGACCGUCUGUACAGCAUCCUCAGCCCAGAACAGGUCGGCCACAUUCUGCACACACUGGGCUGGAGUUUGGGGGAUUAUGUUCGAGGCUACAUGCUGCAGCAUCCCAGUGGGAAGGUGUUGGACCGCUGGCUGACGGCGACGCCUGAAGAAGAGCUGCUCAUCCUCAAACAGUUCCUUCGCUUUGGCGAGACGCGCCCCAUCGUGGAGCUGAUGACGCUCCAGUGCCUCGGCCGCCUCUCUGAUCCAGAGCUGAUCUCCGCCCCGAAGGGCUUCCGGUCGAACGCGUCGGGGAACGGGGGAACUCCGGGAGUGUUCAGGAACACGAGAGGAGAGUCACGUUUCGUGGCCAGCGUCUGUCGGAUUAAGAGAAACAGUCCGGCUGACGGCGGCGACGCUGUCCACCAUUUUGAAAACAUUCCAGGUGGAGCGUCUUUACUUCUGCCUUUCCACUUCCCGAGCUCCGCCGUGCACGGUCUGGUUCCUCCCACCAAGGAGCUGGUUCCUCCCAGUAAGCUAACCCAGUGUCUACGGAGGCUCAGUGGGACCAAACUGGGAGAGAAUCACCAUCAGGAAGGAGGAAGAAGAGAACAAGAGAACGAUCCGGGUUUAAAAAUCAAAGCCGACCCAGACCAGCCGAACCCGGCCCGGUCUGUAUGGCAUCAGGACCUCCGGUUCCACGGCGACCAGGAGCUUGAGCUUCACAGGAGCACCUCCUCACUCUCUCCUUCCUUAAACUCCUCAUUUAUCCCCUCUUCUUCCUCUUCACUCCAUCCCUCCAUCUCCUCCCCUCCACCGAAGACUUCCCAGAGGCUGCAGAGCUCCUCUUCCUACUCUCUCAACCCUCUCCCAUCCUUCUCCUCCUCCUUCCUCUGUCCUCUUCCUACCCCCUCCUUCUCGUCCUCCCUCCUCCGUCCUCUCCCAUCCUCGUCUUCCUCCCUCCUCCGUCCUCUCCCGUCUUCCCUCUGCUCCCUCACUUCUCUUUCACCCGCGGGAGGUCGGAAGGGGAGGGUCUGCUGCGGCGUUUGUGGGAAAAGCUUCUAUGACAAAGGAACGCUGAAGAUCCACUACAACGCCGUCCACUUGAAGAUCAAACAUCGCUGCACGGUGGCGGGCUGCACCAUGGUCUUCAGCUCGCUGCGCAGCCGAAACCGCCACAGCGCCAACCCCAACCCGCGGCUACAUACGGGCGCCACCCACAGAAACGCGAGCGUAGACUCUGACGCAAUGAUACACAAAGACAACAACGCUCACGAAGACGUGCACACACGUAUGUGCGAGGAAAAAGACGUCAGCGACACACUUUGGGAAGAGGACGAUGAUGCACACAUGCUAGUGCACGAACACGCUCUGAGAAACGGGUUAAACGCUCAUACGAACCGCCAACAUGGUUGCCGGGACGACACGCCACCUCCAUCUAACUCCCCUCCUCCUCCUCCUCCUCCUCCUCUUCCUCCUCUUCCUCCUCUACCCCGAACUCGCCAAGACACCAACCAGAUCUUCACCUUGAGUGACGGAUCUGACCUGCACACCCAGCAGGCUCCUCCUCCUCUUCCUCCUCUUCCUCCUCCCCUCCUCCCCGCUCGCGGUGCUUCCUCGCUGGGCUCCCCUCAAUCUCUCGUCCCCCUGGUCCUUCCUGCGCCGGAGGAAACCGAACGCCAUCGACGCCUGCUCACCCUUCACGCCAACCGCCCUGCGCCGGCUCCCCUCCCCGACCCCGACCCCGUCACCACGGCGAGCUGCACCAGCCGGCCCGUGUCACGUGACUAUGACGUCACGGAGGGGAAACGAGAAGAGGACCGUACGAGCCGGUGGGAGUCAGGUCACCCCGCGCCGAAGAAGAAGCCCAGGAAGUCGAGCAUGCCGGUGAAAAUAGAAAGAGAGACGGUGGAGGGGGGGAGAGAUGAGGAAGAGGAGGAGGAGUGUUGAAGGAUGACAAACAUAAGGUGAAGGGUCAACAUUUGUCUAAACCAGGAGUCAGCAACCUGCAGCUCUUCAGCUCCUCUCCAGCGGCUCCCUGGGGAUUUAUAAAUAUGGAAAUGAAUAACUGUUCUUUG
Molecule: messenger RNA, 2330 nt
Organism: Sebastes umbrosus (honeycomb rockfish)
Lineage: Eukaryota; Metazoa; Chordata; Actinopteri; Perciformes; Sebastidae
Product: zinc finger protein basonuclin-2-like
Exons: 7
Coding region: 1-2202 (733 amino acids)
Biological process (GO): regulation of DNA-templated transcription
Cellular component (GO): nucleus
Source: RefSeq, a predicted model, not a curated record